This is a messenger RNA of Mollisia scopiformis, 1907 nucleotides long. RefSeq lists its product as uncharacterized. The coding region runs from base 64 to 1809 and encodes 581 amino acids. The record is from RefSeq and is a predicted model, not a curated record. The transcript is spliced from 3 exons. NCBI's taxonomy places the organism in Eukaryota, Fungi, Ascomycota, Leotiomycetes, Helotiales, Mollisiaceae.
CCCACAACCACGACCCAAGCUGGACUUGGAAACCUUCUUAAUUUCGCGACCAAUGAAUAAAUCAUGGGGCAAGGUCAAUCCAGUGACAAUGGGAACCAUCCCACGACCGAACAGCUGAGCCAUGAGCUGGCCCUCAAGUUCGCAAAACGAUGUUUUACUCCCCUCGAACUCUACUCCUUCCAAGAUGUCUUCAAAAGCCUGGCAGAUCACCAGGACUUGAUAUCCUACCUCAAGGAAGAUACUAUUGCGCGAUUCCUUGAGAUACCUGAUAUACUGGGUGCAUCCUCUAUUAUCUUCCAGAUGGUCUCUUACUUGGGUGCUUUCCCCUUUGGUCAAGAUGCGCCAGUUGUUUUGGGGUUCGAGCAGAUGAUAAUGGUUGUUGUCAUCAUGACACAGAGAUAUCAGAGGGUGCUGAAGAAAGGCAAUCGAGAUCGCACGAAGCUAUUAUUCCGAAGUCUCGCUGUCUAUGAUCGAGGUACCCACCAUGAGGACGAGAAGCCUGAAGAACAUGGAGGGAAUACACAAGAGGACGACGAUGACCUAGCUUUGGCAGCACUAGAAUCAUUGGAUGCUAUCGAGGUCUUCAGACAGGGCGAUGCACCAAUAUCACAAGCUUCCAUACCUACAGACAACCUCAAGAAGCUCAUAAUGCUUCUUCUUUUAAUAGCUCCUCUUGGAAUUCAAGAAAGUCUUGCUCGACACUCCGAAAGACUCGCGGGCGAGCAACUGGAAGGACUUCGAAAAACAGCGGAUAAUAUCCUGGCGGCAUUUGUGAACGUGGAGAAGUCUCCUGGCGUCAAAAUUCAUCAAUUCAAUACUGUGAUACCCAUCUCAUUUCCAUAUCUCUUUAAUGGCUUCAAUCCGCUUUUCGAGCAUUUCUUGUUCUCUAAGAAUAUCGACUUCACCAAGCGGAAGGAUUCUUCGCCGGCACCAUUACCUCUACCUAGUCCUAUGGACCAACCACUUUUGGCACAAACAGGCGAAAUCCUUGAUCUUAAUGUAUUAUCACAACUUUCUUUCUUUCUCCCUGGGGAGAAGUUAUUCAGGCAAUUACGGCUUCUAUACUCUGGUGGCGACGCUGGCUUUUCGAUGGGGAGCUUCGAAACAAAAGUCUUCAAUUGGCGAGCACCAACCAUUCUCCUUGUAUCAGGGAACCGAAUAUCAGAUCCACCUGAGGGCGGCCAAGAACGUGCAUUUACAGACCGGCUUCAACCAAAGCGGUUCCCCGAUAGCAGCAAAUCGACACGUGUGGUGUAUGGCGUCUAUCUCUCGCAGCACUGGCACCAAACUCACAAAGAGUGUUUCGGAGAGACUGAUACACUAAUCUUCCAACUUGAACCUGUUCAUGAGGUAUUUCAUGCAUCGGUCAUCAACAAGGACUAUGUUGCAUUCACCAAACCUCCAACAGCACAUUCCGGCAUUUUUCUUGGGUGUCCACAUCCCAAAGCUAAGCAGACAGCUGGAUUAUCGACGACCGUUAGCCUUGGUGCUGUGUCCUUGAUGCUUGACUCUUCAUUUGAGUUUGGUGUCUUCACUCACAAUUAUACUUCUGGUGGUGGAGCAUUCCACAAUAGUCAAACCCGGAGGAGUGAUUUCCAAGACCGGUUCGAGGUUGAGAGUCUUGAAGUAUGGGGCUGCGGAGGAGAUGCGGAAGCAGAACAGCAACGACAGCGCUGGGCAUGGGAAGAACGAGAAGCGGAAGCUAGGAGAAGAGUUAAUCUGGGAACCGGAGAUAUCGAGGCGGAUCGCGCUUUGUUAGAGAUGGCCGGCUUAAUUGGACAUAACAGGAGUGGUGGAUCUAUGAAUUGAGCCAUUCUAAAGGAGUUCAGGUGUUGGGAGACGGCAUUUGGGUUGGAGCAACUGAACGAGGCAUGGCUUUUGCAUAAUUCGAUUGUGGUCGAGGUCAU